GCUAGCCAACCAGCUGGCACAGCUUCCUCGCUAGAUAUUUCCGGCCGGCCGCGGCACCCUGCGAGCAUUCUCCACCGGCAGGCGGCGGCCAAGAACGCGCUCCGAGCUAGCCGAUCCACGCGCGCGCCGGACCAGAUGGACGAUCUGGCGGCGCUGGCGCGCGGCGAGGGGUGGACGGAGGAGCGCCACGCGGCGUUCCUCGACCGCAUGGAGCUCUCCUUCGUCAGGCAGGCGCUCGGCGGCAGCGACGUGCGCCAGGCCUCCCGCAGGCUGGGACGCCGGCCAGCGGCGGCGAGUCCGGCCGAGGGCGGCGGCCAGCAGGCCCCGGCCGCCCCGCUCCCGCUCCCGCUCGACCGGCCGCUGCCCGACAGCGCCGUCGAGUCCAACCAGUCGGGGCCGGCAGCCCGGCGGCGCGCGGCCAGCCACGCGCGCCGGCCCGUGGAUCCGGCCGCUGCAGGUUGCGGUUGGUGAGGCCCCCGCCGCUCGCGCUUGCCUUUCGUACAUCGUACUGCAACUUGCAAGCGCAAGGUGAAAAAUGUACGCGUCCAGUCACUUGUUCCCGUGCAUAAGUAGCGCGUUCAACGGCUGAUGUAUAUAAUAUAAUAUAUUAUAUAUAUAUAUAUAUAUAUAUGAUCGCGCCAACAGUGAUACGAGCAUGCUAAUUGCUUGUUAGCAAAUGUGGCCUGUUUUAUUUUUGCUUUUACGCGCAAUUUAAAUUCAGUUUUUGGCAUA
Messenger RNA from Panicum virgatum (switchgrass), 732 nucleotides. RefSeq lists its product as uncharacterized. The transcript has a single exon. The coding region runs from base 136 to 471 and encodes 111 amino acids. The record is from RefSeq and is a predicted model, not a curated record. NCBI's taxonomy places the organism in Eukaryota, Viridiplantae, Streptophyta, Magnoliopsida, Poales, Poaceae.